GCCUCAGGGUGGGUUUAGAUAAUAAAGGGCUGUGAAACUACUGAAGUAAGGUUUUCAAUUUUUGCUCUCGUUGUUAUUUCUGUACUAAAGCUCAUUGAAGUUUACAAAGUUUAUUAAAUGAAUAGUAUACAGUCUAUAGAAUCAUGGGGAACAUUCAAACCAACGAUAAGCAAUCCAAAACUGGAAAAUCUCCAGCGAAGGGUAAACAUUUUAUGAGAAACUUGAACAGGAAGUCUCCAGGAAGGGACAGCAAAAAACAUGGACGAAAAAAGAGCGAUGCCAAACGUGACGCGAUCGACAGAGAGUUUGAUAAAACGCCGGACUCCGAUAUCAACGAACCGAUCGAACCAUCAGAUAACGAUACGGUCGAGUGCGUGUUCAAAACACUGCGGCAGGGGGAGCGCGCGGAGUCGCCGAGCGUGCAGUCAGAGGUAACGGUGACCAGGUGCGAGGCGCGCGCCCAGCCGCGGUCACCGACCCGCGACCAGUUGCCCGCCGCCGCUCCGCCGCCGCCGGCGCUCUCGCCCGCCAACGACUCCACCUCCGACUCAGUGUUUACGGAUCCGCUGACGCCGCUCGCCGUCGAGCUCAACCUGUGCUACUACUCCGCCGAGAGCGACAGCGCGCACGACGACUUGCCGCGCACCCUCACGCCCUCGCUGGCCGACGUGCCCGCGACUGUCGUCCCAGCCAUGACCGUAGACUUGCCGCACCAGGAUGCCACCUCCUCGCUCUCCGCCGACGACAUCGAAAAAGAAGAAAAAGAUGACGUAUUUGAUGACAGUGCUGACAAAGCCGAAAAUGAGAAGGUUAUGGGCACAUUAUUCUCGGGGUUUUGUGGCUACCACAGAGCGGACAGAAACUUAGAGAGAAACAAUCACGAAUGCAACAAUGAGUUUAGCGACAACAGGCUGAAAGCUAGUUCUGGGCAGACGUUUACGCUGUCAAAACAUCGGAAAGUGGAACUGCCUCCAGUCGCUUGUGAACCAUCUCUCAAUUUACUAGAUAACGUUGCAUCAGAAAAAGACCGGCGACAUUCGAGUGUGAGUGACGCUCCAAUGUCUGAUUCGAAUGUCCUGAGGAAAGUGGCAUCCCUCACGCUUGAUAAACUCACCGAGACGAAAGUAGUGCGACCCAAGUUCGUCCCUGACAAGCUAGAUUUCAAAUUCUAUGAAAAGUUUGAAGGUCAGAUGCUCCUGAACUGGUUUGUGUCUUCAAUAACUGAUAACACCCACCUGAAAACCUUAUUGAGUGUUCAAGAUCUGAGGAACCUUGGGAUACAAUAUUGUACCCAUCUUCUUGCUGCAGGCGUGCUAAGACAGAUAUCAGACAAGGAUGCGCCCACAGAAAACGUAUUCAAGCCAAAUUUAAUGUACUACUGGGCUCAUAUGGAGGUGCCGGCGCUACAACCAGUCACCCCGGGCAGGCUGCACACGUCUGUUUGGCCGCCUGAUAAAGACUCACCCUACAUUACACAGGAUAAUCAAAGAGACUUAGAAAACAACAAAUUCUUUAGUCAAAACAAUAAUGAAGAAAUAAGUGACAUAGAUGAAGCCAAACAAGUUAUAUCUCAAUUGAAAAAGAAACUCCAAGAACUAGAAUAUCAAAUAGAAAAAUAUAGAAUAAACAGUCAAAUUGAAUCACUCAAUAAGAACCUAGAAAAACGACUUGAUUCUAUCAGUGAAUAUAAUUUAAUUAGAAAUAAAACAGAAUUAUCAAGCAAAGAAGUCCAAACUUCUAAUUUUGCCAAUGAAAUAAAUAAGCUAUCAAAUAAACCUGUGAUAAACAUACCUGAAUAUGACCCUCUAAGAACAAAUGUAAAUAUUGAUAAAGCAUUAGAUUUAAGUAGUUUAGAACAUAGAAGUGAGAUGGCUAUUGCAAAUAAAACUGAUGUAAGAUCUGAAAAAAUUGUAAAUUAUUGUAAGUUGAAUAAAAGUAGAGAUUGUAAUAAAAGUUAUCGCAAAGACGAUGCAUUGGAGCUUAAAGACAAUACUACUAGUACAGAAGACUCGAAAAGGAAUAGUUACAAUGAAUUCACCCCUGAGCAAACAAGUGCUUGUUCAUCAGAUGCUUCAUUCCUAAGUACAUAUGCAUCCACUGAUUUAAUCACAAGUGCAAAAAGUUCCUCGGACUUGGAAAAGAAUGAAGAUUCUGUUGUUUUAAAGAAUGGCCCAACUGUUAUGAGUAAUCCACCUACACAAGUUUUAUAUACAACAGUUGAUAGAAAACAAAAAGCCUCGCCUGAAACAAAUAAGUUAUUAGUUGAACCUUCAAGUAUUACAUUACAAAGUGAGAGUGUUUUGAGUGAAGAAAAUUCGAAAUGUUCAUCUCCAGAAGAGAAGACUAAGGCCGUAGCUACAGACACUUCUGUAAUUGAAAAAGCAAUGCCAGCAGAUUCUAAACUAGCUAGUCAAACUCUUCCUUUCCACCCUCCUCCUUCGCCGGGUAUGCCACCACCUCCGCCACCGAUGCCAGGAACGCCACCUUUAUCCCCUGUGGGCUCUCCCAAAUCAGCAACACCAAUGAACAGCCAAUUUCCAUCGCUUUCCCCAACUGCGAGGCAGCCAUCUCCGACAAUGCCGACAGCACCAGCUGGACUAGUCCCACCUCCCCCACCUCCACCUCCACCAAUGUCUGGAAUGGGACCCCCACCUCCACCAAUGCCUGACAUGGGUCCUUCACCGCCUCCAAUGCCUGGUAUGGGACCCCCGCCUCCUCCAAUGCCUGGUUUAGGCCCACCACCUCCUCCCAUGCCUGGAAUGGGCCCACCACCGCCACCAAUGCCUGGAAUGGGACCUCCACCACCUCCAAUGCCUGGAAUGGGACCCCCGCCUCCUCCAAUGCCUGACAUGGGUCCGCCGCCACCUCCGAUGCCUGGUAUGGGCCCACCACCUCCGCCAAUGCCAGGCAUGGGACCUCCGCCUCCCCCAAUGCCCGGUAUAGGGCCGCCGCCCCCACCUAUGUCGGGAAUAGGCCCCCCACCACCGCUGAUGCCUGGAAUGGAUCCUCCUCCUCCACCUGUCAUGGGUGCCGUACCUCCGCCACCUCCUCUUUCGAGUGGUCCUGUACCAUUCCCAGCCCCACCAGUUGGAGGAUGGAACGUACAAAGAGCAACCUUACGAAAAACUCCAGUGAAACCUGCUGCACCCAUGAAACCGUUAUAUUGGACACGAAUAUUAGCAACCACCCCACAACCUACUAGCCAUGGGGAAUCCUUAACAGGAAAUUUUAAACCACUCUGGUUGGAAAUAGAAGAAACUAAAUUGGAUAAUAUUGAUGAAUUCACAGAUUUGUUUUCAAGACAAGUUGUUAAAGCGCCUGUAAAGAAGAAAGUCGAGGUUAAAACGAAGAUACAGCCGAUUAAGAUACUUGAUAGCAAAAGAUCGCAAAAUGUUGGUAUAUUAGCUCAGAGCUUACAUGUUGAGUUCUCAGAAAUUGAGAAUGCGAUAUACAAUUUCGAUACUUCGGUUGUUAGUUUGGAAGCUUUACAUCAGAUUUACGAGCUGCGGGCCUCUGAAGAAGAAUUAUCUUUGAUAAAGGAACACUUACGGUCAAAAUCCGAUGUGCCUCUGGACCGACCAGAAGCAUUUCUACAUGAUCUGUCUGGUAUACCAAAUUUCGCUGAACGAAUAUCUUGUUUUAUGUUCCAAUCGGAAUUCGAAGAUGCUGUUAGCACAACAAUGCACAAAUUAGAUAAUUUGAAACAUACUUGCGAGUUUCUUAUGACUAGUGAAUCUCUAAAGAAAUUGUUUGCUAUAAUUUUGACUCUUGGCAACUACAUGAAUGGUGGUAACGGACAGAGGGGACAAGCUGAUGGCUUCGGUUUGGAGAUACUUUCCAAACUUAAGGAUGUAAAGUCGAAGCAGUCGAACGUGACGCUGCUGCACUUCAUAGUCCGCACGUACAUGCGCGGCGCGGGCGGCGCGCUGGCGGAGGGCUGCGCGCUGCCCGUGCCCGAGCCCGGCGACGUGGCGCGCGCCGCCACGCUCGACUUCGCCGACGUGGCCGCGCAUCUCGCCGCGCUCAGGAACCAGCUCGAUGCGUGCAAAGAAAAAGUUAAGAAAGUGCUGGAAACCGACGCCGAAGCACGUGGUUCUAACGAAGAAUCCCCUACGGACGAAAGCAAAAGACGGCUUGAAGUAUUCAGAGACAAGAUGUCUGCAUUCCUAAACUCUGCCGAAGAGAAAUUAAAGACUGAAAACGAAAACUUAGAAGAAUGCCGUACGAAGUUCAUUGCGACGGUUAAGUUCUACCAGUAUAACCCGAAAUGCGGCAAACUGGAAGACUGCGAACCGAAAGAUUUCUUCUCACUAUGGACCUCAUUUUGUAGUGAUUUCAAAGAUAUUUAUAAGAAGGAAGAACAAAUUGCUAUAAAGGAGAAGUUAAAAGAAGCGAAAAAGCUCCAAGAAGAAAGAAAACCUAUGACUCAGCCCAAAAAGGAGGGUGGAUUAAAGUCACGACUACAGAAGUUGUCUAGUACUAGAAAGUAAUGCAAAGAAAUAUCGGAUAUUGUUUUGGCCAUCUGUUUCUGCUGUUUGCACUGCACAAAGCAACUUAUUUUUUUGCAUUCCUGAUGUAACAUUCCAUUUAACAAACAUGUUUAUUAUAUAAUGGAUUAACUAACGAAACUACUUAUACAUUCCUUUUAUGAAACUUUAUUUUUAUGUGAUGAAAUGAGUCUCAUAUCGUGUACAAUAUAUUGUACUAAGGCCUACUUGUAAUCAUGGCCAAUAUUAUUUCUGGAAUUAAGUUCUCUUAAAAAGGCCUUUUUAGACAGUCAGUAAGAUGUAUGCUGUAUUUAUGAGCUAGUAUACUUGCUACCUGCCAGCUUGCCAAGACACUGAAUUUAUUAGAUUGCAGGAAUUAACUUAAGACGACCAUAUUGUUGUUCAUAUCAAUGUAAAAUUAUAUUAAAAAUUAAUUAUAGAUGUUUCUUUAAAGCCUUUUUUAGUCGGCGAAAGAUGCGUAAGAUUCAAAAUUCCUAUUGGUUUUUGUUAGUCAAAACUAUAAAAUAUUCUGCACAUAUUUAAUUGUACCUGAUAUGUUUUUAAUGCAUUAUUUUAAUUUAAAUGCCCGAUUAUGUGCAUAGUUAUUCAUCUAAAAAUGGUGCUGUAACAUUUGUUGUAUCUGUAAAUAUUAUUAUUUAAACAAUAUAAAACUCAAAUUUUAUUAUUUAAA
Messenger RNA from Trichoplusia ni (cabbage looper), 5178 nucleotides. RefSeq names its product formin-2-like (gene capu). Gene Ontology annotation, cellular component: cytoskeleton; cytoplasm. Lineage: Eukaryota; Metazoa; Arthropoda; Insecta; Lepidoptera; Noctuidae. Gene Ontology annotation, biological process: actin filament network formation; cortical actin cytoskeleton organization. The transcript has 10 exons. The record is from RefSeq and is a predicted model, not a curated record. Gene Ontology annotation, molecular function: actin filament binding. Bases 144 to 4490 code for a protein of 1448 amino acids.